Molecule: messenger RNA, 2064 nt
Organism: Phalaenopsis equestris
Lineage: Eukaryota; Viridiplantae; Streptophyta; Magnoliopsida; Asparagales; Orchidaceae
Product: berberine bridge enzyme-like 26
Molecular function (GO): FAD binding; oxidoreductase activity
Source: RefSeq, a predicted model, not a curated record
AUGACUCUUCUCUUUCUCUUUCUCUUCCUCUUACCCUUCCCUUCCCAUUCCCGCAACCCGAACACUUCCACUUCAACUCAACAAUCCUUUCUCAAUUGCCUCAACUCCUCUUCCUUCCCCUCCGAUCUCAUCUUCACCCGAGCCAACAAAAACUACACAGUCCUUCUCUACUCCUCCAUCCAAAACCUCAGAACUCUAACUAAAUCCCCCAAACCACUCCUCAUCCUCACCCCAAAGCAAGAAUCCCAUGUUCAAUCUGUUGUUUCAUGCUCAAAAACACACAAUAUCCUCUUAAGAAUUCGUAGUGGUGGCCAUGACUACGAGGGCCUCUCAUAUGCAUCAACUUUAAGAAAUGCCUUUGUAAUAAUUGACCUCCAAAAGUUUAGCUCUAUAACUAUUGAUUCAUCAGGGAACACAGCUUGGGUUCAAGUUGGCGCUACUUUAGGAGAACUAUAUUAUGCCAUUGCUAUGAAGAGUAGAGUUCUUGGAUUUCCUGCGGGUUCUUGUCAUACAGUGGGAGUUGGUGGCCAUCUCAGUGGUGGAGGAUUGAGCAUUAUUAUGAGAGCAUAUGGUAUUGCAAUUGACAAUAUCAUUGAUGUUAUAAUUGUGAAUGCAAAUGGUAAAAUUCUUGAUAGGGAAGCUAUGGGUGAAGAUCUUUUUUGGGCUUUGUGAGGAGGAGGAGGAGCAAGCUUUGGGGUCAUAUUAUCUUAUAAGAUAAAGCUAGUUCAAGUUCCACCUAAGGUCACGAUCUUCACCAUUUCAAAAACACUUGAAGAAGGAGCAACAAAGCUGGUUAGCAAGUGUCAAGAUAUAACUUACAAACUUGAUAAAAGACUAUUUUUGGAAUUAAUCAUUGAAACGGUGAAUGAUGAUAACAAAAAUAAAACAGUUAAAGUUACUUUCAGCCCCUUGUUCCUUGGUGGAAUGGUAGCUGAAUUCUCUGAAACUGAGACUCCAUUUCCUCAUAGAAAGGGAAGCUUGUAUGAUAUACAAUAUAUUACUCAAUGGACUGAAGCUGGGAUGGAAACAACACAGAAGUACUUGAAAUGGAUGACAAAGUUUUAUGAGUUUAUGACUCCUUAUGUUUCCAAAAAUCCAAGAGUUGCUUAUUUUAAUUACAGAGAUUUGGAUUUGGGUGUUAAUAGAGAAGGGAACACAACUUAUAUAGAAUCUAGUGUUUGGGGUGAAAAGCAUUUCAAAGAUAAUUUUAAGAGAUUGACACAAGUCACGGUCUUCACUAUUUCAAAAACACUUGAAGAAGGUGCAACACAGCUGGUUAGCAAGUGUCAAGAUAUAGCUUACAAAGUUGAUAAAAGACUAUUUUUGGGAUUAAUCAUUGAAACGGUGAAUGAUGAUAACAAAAAUAAAACAGUUAAAGUUACUUUCAGCCCCUUGUUCCUUGGUAAAAAACAAGAACUUGUUUCCAUCUUAGAACAAAUAUUUCCAGAACUAAAAUUGGAAGAAAAAAAUUGUAUUGAAAUGAGUUGGAUUGAAUCAGUUUUGAGCUUUGAUGAUUACUCUUUUACUUCACCAUUAAAUGUCCUACUUGAUAGAAAGCCAUGGUCGAACACAACAUCCUUCAAGAACAAAUCAGAUUUUUUAACAAGACCAAUAAAUGAAGAAGAAUGGAAGAAAAUAUUUAGAUUUCUUCUUGAGGGGGAUCAUUGGCUCAUGAUGAUUAUUGGCCCUUUAAGUGGAAUGGUAGCUGAAAUCUCUGAAACUGAAACUCCAUUUCCUCAUAGAAAGGGAAGCUUGUACAAUAUACAAUAUAUUGCUCAAUGGACAGAAGAUGGGAUGGAAACAACACAAAAGUACUUGAAAUGGAUAAGAAAGUUUUAUGAGUUUAUGACACCUUAUGUUUCCAAAAAUCCAAGAGGUGCUUAUCUUAAUUACAGAGAUUUGGAUUUGGGUGUUAAUGGAGAAGGGAACACAACUUAUCUGGAAUCUAGUGUUUGGGGUGAAAAGUAUUUCAAAGAUAAUUUCAAAAGGCUGGCACAAGUGAAAAGUGCAGUUGAUCCGGGAAAUUUGUUCAGAUAUGAACAAAGCAUUCCUCUACUCUUUUAA